AUGUCGACCGAUGAUCAAGUUUCCUUAUUAUCAUUCGACAAUGAGGUGUUUCGUCUGUAUGCUUGGUAUGCCACAGCAGUGACGGUGAAAAUGAUGCUCAUGUCGAUAUACGUCUCUCAAUACCGACUUAGAAGAAAGGUUGUUGAAAACCCCGAAGAUGUUCGUGGCGACAAAGUAAAAGCUUUCAGAAGAGAUGAAGAUAUUGAACGUGGUAGAAGGUGUCACCGCAAUGACAUGGAGAAUAUCCCUCCGUUCUUGAUCGUGGGUCUCCUGUACGUCCUGACAGGCCCAACUGUUUACAAUGCGACUUGGUACUUCCGCGUCUUCGCUGGGUCUCGGUUCUUCCACACCGUGGCAUAUCUCCUUCCCCUACCUCAGCCAUCCCGGGCACUAGGCUUCUUUGUUGGUUGGUGCACCAUCGUCUCAAUGGCCAUAAACGUUCUCAAAACUGGUCAAAUGUAACACAUACACUAGC
Messenger RNA from Asterias rubens (European starfish), 475 nucleotides. RefSeq names its product microsomal glutathione S-transferase 1-like. The record is from RefSeq and is a predicted model, not a curated record. Gene Ontology annotation, cellular component: membrane. Lineage: Eukaryota; Metazoa; Echinodermata; Asteroidea; Forcipulatida; Asteriidae. The transcript is spliced from 3 exons. Bases 1 to 462 code for a protein of 153 amino acids.